Fonsecaea multimorphosa CBS 102226 is the source of this 3657-nucleotide messenger RNA. RefSeq lists its product as uncharacterized. Gene Ontology annotation, molecular function: metal ion binding. The transcript has 2 exons. Bases 1 to 3657 code for a protein of 1218 amino acids. NCBI's taxonomy places the organism in Eukaryota, Fungi, Ascomycota, Eurotiomycetes, Chaetothyriales, Herpotrichiellaceae. The record is from RefSeq and is a predicted model, not a curated record.
AUGGCUGCAGACGAAUCGAACAUCGCCGAAAUCCAAACCUUCACUCCUGUCGACAUCUCCUCCACGCAAAGGCAUCAUCCUCUGUUCAGCACUCACAAAGGCGCGAACUCCAGUAACUCUUCUGGUCCUAGAAGUCCAUCUGGAGUGAAGAUUCCUACUGUUCACGGCAAGCCUAUAGAAUUCGAUUUGGCAAGUCACGCACGGACAAACCCACGCUCACUGUACCGAAGUCGCAGCCUCCCACUCACAAGAAGUGCGAAAACUUCGACGGCCCUGCAAUAUGGCAACGAUUUUGGUGGAGGUGGUAGAUUUACUGUUUCUGAUCAUCAUCGACCUUCAUUUCUCCCACAACUGGUCGGCUCAGACAGCAUUUCCAGCAUAGCACUGAAUGACAUGCCGCGGAAAGAAAGCUAUAUCAUGGAUCUGGAUCGGAGUCAAAGGGCGGGUCAAGAUUCGAUCCUUGAUGCAUCAAGAUCCACGAAGCUGGAUGAAAGCAGGGUUCAGAAAGUUGAAGGGUGGGGCAACUUGUUCCAGCGAGUGACUCCCCGUGAACGUGGCGAUACAUGGAGGAGAAGCUCUCAAGAGAACUUGACACUAAUCGUUAGUAAUGGCAAGAAUAGAUUUCCCGAGCACACCGACAAAGCAGGGCACGCUGAUACGCAGAGGGAUCACAAGGCACAGCUUGGCUUGGCGUCGUCUCAGGCCAACCGCACCUUCAAUAUUCCUCUGCGAUCCGAAGGCGAUACCACCCACCAGACCACCAUGGACCAACACUCGCCGCUCGUACCUCCAGCCAUUCCGAAUUAUCUACUCGAGAGUCAGUGGACGGCCAUCCUGGAAGAGCGUCGAGCGCAGCCAUUAACAGGGUCUAAUUUUCCGACGGCUCGCCAUAAGAUGUUGAACAGACCGGGGUCGCACUUUUCGAGCGAGUCAAUCUGGUCAAUCUCCUCAAUUCGGGGAUCCAAGAGCAAGGACCUAUGCACAGACUGUCGCAAGCCUGGGAGCAGCCUGACACCUCUUGUGCCCUGCAAAGCAUGCCGUGAAGGCUAUCAUACUCUUUGCGGAAACCCAAAGCCUCGGCAAUACUUGCGUCUCGAUGACUUCACCUGCGGAAUUUGUUCAAAAGAGCAGGAAGCUACGGCCAGCAACGCUAAACCACUCAGAGGCAGCUUGGAUGGAAACCCCUACAGAGCCGCGAUUAUUACUGAUCCUGAUUCGUCCCUUCGUGGUCCCUUUGUGCAACCUACGGACUUCGCUCCUCUCUCGUCUUCGCAAGCAUCUGCGGACCCUUCAGAGCCAGUCGCCAAGUCCGACCAAGACACAAAUCACGUUGAUAUCACACCCGCAAUGGGUAGAAUGGCCAAAGCAGUGCCCGUUCAUUGCCAGAAUCCCGCCGACGGUAAACCCGAGCACCCCAUAAACCCUGCAGUUAAUAAGAACAUGGGCAUGCUUGCCUCGCAACCAGUCAUGGAACGACAACCGCAACAGCCGCCAGGGGGGCCCGCCUUGAAGCAACCCAUCUGUCGUCGCUGGGAAGAGGGUUUCUGCAAAUGGGGGGACACCUGUCCCUACACGCAUUCUUGGACAGGCAGAUCGUGUCUGCAUCUUCGCAAACCCACCAGCAACCGGACUGCUGGCUUCGGUGGCGACAACAACGAGAAAUCACAGCCUGCGCAAGGGCCAAAGAACAUUUCAGAUACUGAUGAGUUGCCGCUGUCCAAUGGCGCGAUAUGCCACGAGUCAACUGCUCCAGCUGUGGUCGCAGUCUUGGCAAGGUCUAGCGCUGGCCGAGGAGCAAUACAGUCCGCCACAGAACAACAGACACUAUGUACCACAACAGAUCGACCAGCUCCCGUCAAGCGCCUGGCCAGGCGUAGUGGAAUCGUCCACUCGCACCAUAUAAGUAAUGACAAUUUACGAGGGGUAACUCAGACCCCAACCGACCAUGGCAAGGACCAACAAGAUAUAAUGAAGACGCAAGCCACGAGCCUGGAGAAAUGUGAGAGUUGCGGCAAAUUGAUUCAAGGUUCAGCUGCACGUUGUGCCAGGUGUACAAUCAAGCACGACGAUCUGCGGGGGGAUGGCAGAGGUUGUGGCGAUCCCAGAAGGCAGUCAACACCAAUCACGAUUUCCGAUGAUGAAGACGCAGAUUACCGAACAGUGAUAACAAUUUCAGACGACGAAGACACGCCAGACGUAUUGAAAAUUGGAAAUGAAAGUGACGGUGUGCAGCCUCACACUUCAACCUCAACUGUGCAGCAACAUGAGAUCCGUAGCUCUCUGAAGCAUCAUAUAACGGAAGAUUCACUGUUUGCUCCAAGAAAGAAAGUUCAACUUGAGCAGAUAAUAGUGAAUGAGGCUGUGCGCUCUCUGCACCAAGGCGCCAGAAAGAAUGAGGUCCAAGCUGCCCUUGAGGCCGACACUCUAGAGCCACAUGUUGACCGCAGCAAUUCAGUAGUGGUUCUGGACUCGGCGAAUGGCGCCCGUGCAGUAUCCCCUUUGCAGAAGAAAAACGAUGACAGCGUCUCCAAGUCUCCGCCGGCUCGACCUACCACUGCACGGCGCCGCGAGUUCCUGCGUCCAGCAUCUGCUCGAAAGCGCACGCUACGCAGCACAACCGCCGUUGAACAGCCAGGUCCCCAGAUGGAGGCGGUGGUGCCGUUGAUGGUUCCUCCUACGAGUAUUAAGGCACUCAUCAACGACGAGGAAGACGGCCCAAUCCCAACAGAACUGGUCAUUUCAUCUUGGAUAACAGAAGAAGACGAGUUCACUCAGAAUGAGCAUGACUUGUUCGUCGAGGCGUACAGCCGGCAUCCUAAGGCUUUCCCAAAGAUAGCUGAGCUCGUAGGACGCACAGUCGUCGAAUGUGUGCGGCAUUACUAUGCGACGAAGCAUUAUGUUGACUACAAGGUUUUCAAGAAGAAAGCUGUCGGCCGAGCCAAACCCAAGGCCUCCAAAACGAAGAUGUCUCGCAGUAGGGGCAGCAGCCCCGCAGUCGCAAACAAACAUGAAGUGCCAGUUUCAGCUUCAGCUCAAGUCACUGUUAAACAAGUCCAGACCGAUAGCCACGGCAACGCUCCUGCGAUCCUAAACAUACUCAACGGGUUGCUUGGUGGCGCUCUGACGAAUCUGACACCAGCGAAAAAGGCAGUUGAGGCAAAUUCUAAUUCUAGUGGCGAGAGCUCGGCUCAAAGUCGAUCUCGCCCUGCUACGAACGUAAACCGCUCGACUCAUCAUGUGGAGACGCCUGUCGAGGCGCGACCCAAGGCAAAUGAAGAAGGGGGGAGUGAGCACCAUGAAGCCGUGUCAACCCAGUCUCGGCGUUCGAGUCGGAGCCGGGACCCCUUGGAUUCUGAUUCCGCCCUCUUGAAGCCUGCAAUCGUGAUCUCUCGUGUCAAAGCUCGCGAGGCUACCAGUCAAGUGCCCUCCAAGAAUACACAGCCCGCAUCGGCGAAUGAGGACGACGAGGAAAGGUUACGAGACCGUUGCGUCAGUUUCGAACCUGAUUGCGAUUCUGAUGGGAUCGAUGAUUCCGAUUCUUGGUCAGAUCCUUCUCGACGAACUUUGAUAGCGCCCCGUCGAAAUGCUCGGCGUGGACCGCUGAACAGGUCUCAGGAUUUGUCGAAACUGGAGCCGUCCCUGCGGGUGGCCGGCUAA